AAACUUUGUAAUUGCCUUUUAAAUUGUGGCUGGGAAAUUAGCACUGCUCUUAUCAAAUGGAAGUGAUUCUGGGAAGCUCAUCAGCCUCUCCUUGUGGCCAACCUCUCCUCUUUACCAAUUCCCGCCCAAAUCUCACCUUUUUCUCCUCGCAGGUGUUUCUAUUCCAUCAACACCUAAGGAAGGAGGAGAAAGCUAGAUAUAGCUUGUGCUGUUCUUUAUCUAUUAAAGAGCAAAACACACCAAAUUGCUUUUCAGCUCCAAAUAUAAAUGAUGGAUACAAAAGAUUUACACCGUCCUUUAAGCAGCUUGACAAGAGAUUAAUUUUAUGUUGCGGUAUGUUUGUGCUGAAGACUAAAUGCAUUCCCGGGCUCAGAAAAAUAUCCAUCAGCAUCCAAAAAUCACUACAAUUCUCUGCACUGUUUAAUAAUAUUGUUCCUGCUUUUUCUGUGAGUAAUUUUGUUCUUGGCGUGAUGCUUGUCAUGACAUUGGGUUCCACCGUCGCCAAAACUCCUUCCUUGGCCCUUACUGAAGAAAAUCUUCUUUUCUUGGAGGCAUGGAGGACACUUGACCGUGCAUAUGUUGAUAAAACAUUCAAUGGGCAGAGUUGGUUUAGGUAUAGAGAAAGUGCACUACGCAAUGAGCCUAUGAACACAAGAGAAGAGACAUAUGCGGCUAUUAGAAAGAUGGUUGCUACACUUGAUGACCCUUUCACUCGGUUUUUGGAGCCUAAAAAAUUUAAGAGUCUGCGGUCAGGAACACGAAAUACUCUCACUGGAGUAGGGAUUUCAAUUGGUUACCCUACUGGAAAAGAUAAAUUGACCUCUGGGCUGGUGGUUGUCUCUGCUGCCCCAGGAGGUCCGGCAAAUAGGGCUGGAGUUCUUUCUGGGGAUUUAAUUCUUGCAAUUGAUGAUAUGAGUACUGAGAGCAUGGGAAUAUAUGAUGCUGCUGAACUCUUGCAGGGCCCUGAAGGAAGUAGAGUUGAGCUAGUUGUACGUCAUGGUUCUGAGACAAAGAACCUCUCCGUGGUACGAGAGAAAGUUUCACUGAAUCCAGUGAAGUCUCGAGUAUGCAGAACGUCUAGCUUGGGUGAUGAUGGUCCUCUGGUUGGAUAUAUCAAAUUAACAACAUUCAACCAAAAUGCUUCCGGUGCUCUUAGGGAGGCAAUCGAGAAAUUGAGAGAAAAUAAUGUAAAUGCCUUCAUACUGGACCUCCGGGAUAAUAGUGGGGGACUUUUUCCUGAAGGAGUUGAAAUCGCUAAGAUAUGGUUGGACAAGGGUGUCAUUGUAUACAUUUGUGAUAGUCGAGGUGUGAGAGAUAUAUACGAGACCGAUGGAACCAAUGCAACAGCAGCAGCCUCUGAACCAUUGGUUGUGCUGGUAAAUAAAGGAACAGCAAGUGCUAGUGAAAUUUUAGCUGGAGCACUGAAGGACAACAAUCGUGCGGUUGUACUUGGAGAACCUACUUACGGAAAAGGCAAGAUUCAGUCAGUUUUCGAGCUGUCUGAUGGCUCUGGAUUGGCUGUAACUGUUGCUCGUUAUGAAACACCUGCACAUACUGACAUUGAUAAGGUUGGCAUAAUUCCAGACCAUCCUCUGCCAGUUUCAUUUCCGAAAGAUGAAGAAAGUUUGUGUGGUUGCCUUUUGGACAGUACAUCUGCUUGCUACUUAAAUAGGGCGGAAUUAUUCUUCAGAUGAUACUUCAAGAAGCAGUUUAUUUCUAUGGAUUCUUUUAUUCUUAUUGACAUUCUGGAUGAGGUUGAAGUUGGAGGCAGGAAUUUGGUUUCGAAUAUGCGAGGGAAAAGCCCUUUGGUCACCCUGUAAAGACUUUUUGGAAAGAUAAUCCAAGUUGUAAUCCGCAUGUUCAAUGAUUUUUAUUUCGUUUAUGCAUGGUUGGGCUGUCUUGUAUAUUCAUUUUCUUGAAGUAUUUAUUAUAAAUUGAAAUAAUAAAUAAUUAGUUUGUAUCCCUUACAAUGGACCGGAAAAUGUUACGGCGUUAAGAUUUAUAAAUUAUGUUC
Messenger RNA from Striga asiatica, 2014 nucleotides. NCBI's taxonomy places the organism in Eukaryota, Viridiplantae, Streptophyta, Magnoliopsida, Lamiales, Orobanchaceae. The record is from the annotation of a GenBank genome assembly.